AUGGCGCUGGUGUUGCCGUCCGCCAAACGUAGUGACGCCUAUGCCUUCGAGUAUUUUGAUGUGCGCAUCGUCCCCACGGACCCUCCACCAGACAACGACCGGAAGAGGAUCGGGCUAGUGGAGGUGUUCUACGGCGGAAAGUGGGGCACAAUUUGCGCCGAAGGGUGGGGAUUCAACGAGGUUGCUGUCGCCUGUCGCAAGGCCCUGGUCGACUACUCCUUCGUGCUGCACAAAGGAUGGGAACACGACGCCGGCAAUGUGUCCGCAACUGUGUGGCUCCAAAAUGUGACGUGUACAGGGCACGAGAGAAACUUAGACGAGUGCCAGAGCGACAAUAAGUGGAUGCCACACAGCUGUCCCUCUGGAAAAGCGGCUGGCGCUGCUUGCUACGAAAUCUCCACCAUUUCUGGGAGUCAGUCCCUGUCUCCCUUCAUGGCAGACAGCCUGGGCAACAGGUAUACGGCGUUCGAGGGCAACGCCUACCUGUCGGUGGAGACUGGCGUCCAAAUGUACCUCGCCCUGUGCAGCGUGCGCUGGACAGACGAGGACGCCGCGGUGUUCUGUCGCCAGAUGAGCAACCGCCGGCGCUACAGGACCUACACUAAGUCGUUCUUCGGUGCGCACAGCUCCACCAUUGCCGACGUUUCUGUGGCGCCUUUUCCUGUGGAUUUCGUCUGCGACGGCACGGAGGCGGCUCUACUGGACUGCCCCGCCCAGGCCUCAAAUAAAAAUGGAAUUUGCUAUGAGGGAAACGAUGCCGGGGCGGCCUGUUUAUUCAGAGAAGAACCGGCGAAUUUUACAGUUCGGCUGGUUGGUGGUUCUGACAUCAACGCCGGUCGAGUAGAAGUCGAAUACCAAGGCACCUGGGGUAGCGUGGGCUCUGUGAGCGGUGGUGACCGCGAUCUGAAUUAUGGGGACGUUGUCUGUCGGAUGCUGGAUAUGGGAUACGCCACCGAUGUCAGCCCUCACCAGGACGACUUCGGGCAGAGCGACAAGCCGGUGGUGGUAACCGGCGUGGACUGCACAGGUGCGGAGCCUUCCCUGGCCCAAUGCGGGGAAUACCUGGAGUUCGUGAACGACAAAUUGAGUAACAUGACUAGAGACGACACAGUGGUCUACUGCUCUGGUCAGGUCGAUAAAAGUAGGUAUUAG
This is a messenger RNA of Acanthaster planci (crown-of-thorns starfish), 1152 nucleotides long. Its product is annotated as scavenger receptor cysteine-rich domain-containing protein DMBT1-like. Lineage: Eukaryota; Metazoa; Echinodermata; Asteroidea; Valvatida; Acanthasteridae. Gene Ontology annotation, molecular function: serine-type endopeptidase activity. The record is from RefSeq and is a predicted model, not a curated record. Gene Ontology annotation, cellular component: plasma membrane. Gene Ontology annotation, biological process: zymogen activation.